GGCCAGGCAAGCUCUCACAAUGGGCUAGAACUCUCCCUCCCUCUGGGUUCUCAUCCACUUCAACUCCUCUCCCUGUCCCAGGGAGGGGAGGAAAGGCGUAGGAUGAAUCUUUGGGGAGAGUUUUCCCCCUGGAUUCCCUAUUUCUUUUUUCACUGCUGUGCUUGAAGCUCCCUUGAUAUCCCUUAGUUGGUGGCUACUGGCCUGAAGCUGUCCCUCUCCCCUCACCCUACCAAAUGCUGAUACUGUCCCCUCCUUGGGCCUGUGUGUUGUGUUUUUGGCGAAAUGGCUGUGGUCAUGAGGUUCUUCCGGUGGAUAUGGCGAAAGUUUACUUGCUGGGUUUCCUUCUGGAAACACAAAGUUGAGCCAGCUAUCUCAGAAAGCCCUGACCCCAAGAAAACUGUAUUGAGGGGAGUAGUGAAGACUCCCAAAUUGGUUGAGACUUUCAAGUUGGUUGAGGCUCCAAAAGAGGCCAAAUUCCUCAAGACGGAUGAAUCCCCCAUGGUGACCGAUCCCUGUAUGUUAGCCAACACAACAACAGAUGAGGCUGGAGAAGAGCUGGACCAUGGGUGCCGAUCCCUGCUGCAGCUGCCCAGAACAGCUGUCAAGUCCGUUUCCACGCUCAUGGUCUCAGUACUGCAGUCUGGCUGGCAAAUGUGCAGCUGGAAGUCAUCUAUGAGUUCUACCUCAGUUGCCUCCCAAAUGAGGACCGGGUCCCCUUUGGAGUCUCCGGAGGCUGAGAUGCUGCGGGAAGUGUACCUGGUGCUGUGGGCCAUUCGGAAACAGCUGAGGCAGCUUGCUCGCAGGCAGGAGAGGCGUAGAAGGCGCCACAUCAGGGCCCACACUAGUACCCAGCCUGACUCAGUUCAGGCCCUGAAAGAAGAUGUCCGAAGUCCCCUCUAGGGGGGAUCCCUGCAUCCUCAGGAAGCCCCCACCUCACUCUUAGGUAAGGUUGAUGUGAGAAGUUAGGGCAGCAGGCCAGGAGUUGUGAGUAAGGAGAAGUUUUCAUACUGUCACCUCCCAUUGGGAACCCUAGGCCGGGCCUGGGGUUCCACACGUUCCCCUUCAUUCCCUUUAUUCAAUUUGUAAAAUAUUAUCAAAAUGUUGGGAAAUAAAUAUCAGAUAUUUAGGAGUAAAUGGAGAGUGUUUG
Molecule: messenger RNA, 1147 nt
Organism: Talpa occidentalis (Iberian mole)
Lineage: Eukaryota; Metazoa; Chordata; Mammalia; Eulipotyphla; Talpidae
Gene: SPACDR
Product: sperm acrosome developmental regulator
Exons: 3
Coding region: 283-900 (205 amino acids)
Source: RefSeq, a predicted model, not a curated record